GCGAGACCCACGCGACACCGCUUGCUCGCGUCUGAAGUUGACGCAACGGAAAACGAGGUCGUGGAUGUGCCGUGUCUCUUUGGUAGACUGAACUGUGACGACCGCUCCGGGAACAGCGAUGGACUGAUGGGCCGCAGUCUUCAGGAAAACAGUUCUCCGGUGUUCAGCGACAGAACAACAAUAUCGACGACCGAGAGAGGUGCCAGCAACGACGAUGCCGAAGAAACAUCCGUAGCUCGUGACGCAAGAGGAUACAUGCGGCGCGCAAGUAAGGUGAUCGCGCCGCUGGUGCUGGGCUUCGUGCUCGCCAGUGUGGUGAUGGGCGGCGUGACGGCAGUGAAGCUGUUCCUGGUGAAGGCACUGCUGCUGAGCCAGCUGGCGCUGGGCGCCGCGCUGCUGCUGGCCGCCAAGUCACUGCUGUCCGCCGUGGGCGGGGGUGGCUACCCCUCCCACCAGCCCUACCUGCACCACGUGCAGCCCAUACACCCGCCGCUGGUGGAGCCCUCGCCCUACCACCACAACCCCUACGCAGCUGAACACCACUUCGCUCCCUCUAUGGAGGGAUAUCCCGACUAUGGCUACCACGCAGUUGGAAGAUCACCAGAGGCAGUUCCAGUGGAGCAAGAAGAUCUUCAAGCGCACUAUUCCAAUCAAGUGGCGGCAACGGCGCCAGCUGCCGCUGGAGCGCGGAAUGCCACCUCCAGGAUGGACGUGCGGCCGUUACCAACAGGUGGCAUCACCCUGGUCAAGAGCCAGUCACACCAUGCGCCUGUGGUGGUCUACCGCAAGGUGGUGUCCACGGGACGUGCUGCCGCCAGUUAAGAACACGUCCGCGAGAUGCGAGCCAUCAGCGCUCUGAGUCUUUCAUUUAUACACUUAUUUAUUAAUAUAUUUAUUUAUUUAAUCAUCGAAUAAACUAUUCCUCACCUCACAUUUCAGUAAGUUGCCCUGAGAUAACAUUUGAUUCCAGGGAAUUAAAGCAAUGAAACAUCUGCUUCAAAGAGUCGUUAUGUUGUACGGGCGGGCUGCCAUCAGUUAAGACCAGCACUCUUGUGUCCUUCGAUUAAACACUUUUUUAUUUACUUAUUUAAUCAUCGAGUAAUUUUCUCUCAGCUCACAGUUGAGCAAGCUGGCCUGAGAUAACAUUUAAUUUCAGGAAACUGAAGCAACUAAACAGAUACUUCAAAGAUUCAUUACGUUGUAUGGAUCUUCGUUUGUACAGUACCGCGUACUUCGUCCGGAUGCAGCAUAUGUUGUCUCUGUCUGGUACUGAACUUUGUUCACUACUUGUAAUAUGUUUGAAAGAAUCAAUA
Molecule: messenger RNA, 1313 nt
Organism: Schistocerca serialis cubense
Lineage: Eukaryota; Metazoa; Arthropoda; Insecta; Orthoptera; Acrididae
Exons: 4
Coding region: 127-822 (231 amino acids)
Source: RefSeq, a predicted model, not a curated record